Molecule: messenger RNA, 3664 nt
Organism: Scheffersomyces amazonensis
Lineage: Eukaryota; Fungi; Ascomycota; Pichiomycetes; Serinales; Debaryomycetaceae
Exons: 1
Coding region: 216-3560 (1114 amino acids)
Biological process (GO): regulation of DNA-templated transcription; transcription elongation by RNA polymerase II
Cellular component (GO): Cdc73/Paf1 complex
Molecular function (GO): RNA polymerase II complex binding
Source: RefSeq, a predicted model, not a curated record
GUGAUACGCAUAUCGUGACAACUCACGUGACAUACAAUUCCUGUACACAGCACCCCCCCACUACCCACCGAGCCCAUUGAAAAAAUCCACAAGUCCAACGAAGACGACUAUGUCCAGCUUAAGUAAACUUCUAGUAGUCUUAGGCAGAAGUGUUAGGGACCCCCCGGGAAGAAAUUACUGAAGAGUUAGUGAAGCAGUUAGUGAGACACAACAGUAUGAGUGACGCGGUUGACAUUUCGUACUAUCUUGGAGCUCAAGCUGCGGAGUCUAUUAAUAUAUUGGAUAUUCCAGUAGAUAUUGGACAAAUUGUUUCUCUUAACUUAGUAGAAGAAUUAUCUGAUGAUAUUAGUGAUUUAGUUACAUUUUUACAAACAGAAAAGCAACCAGUAAAAUAUUGGAUUAGUAUAGCUGCAGCUUAUACCAAAUUAGAUCGAUUAAAUGAUUCAUUAAAAUUUAUUGAAAGUGCUAUGCAAUUAGAAUAUUUCACUUUACAAGAUAAAUUAAUAUUUGAAACAUAUUUAGUAUGGUUAUAUUUUAAAUUUGCUAGUCAAGGAAUUGAUCGGGAUAAUUAUUUACUUAAGGCAGAAUCACUUAUAAAUUCUUUAGCACAAAAGAUUAAAAGUGAUAGUUCAACAACUGCAGUUAUUAGUACAUCAAAUUUAUUAGCUCAAGCAAUAUUAUUACAAUUUCAUGGAAGAGAAGAUGAUGCAUUAGAUAUUUUUGAAAGAAUUCUUAAAAUUGAUCAAAAUAAUUGUUUUGCAUUAUUAGGUAAAGCCCAAGUUUUACUUACAAAAUCAAGAAAUUAUUCUCAAGCUUUAAAGAUAUAUCAACAAGUAUUAAUUUUAAAUCCAUUAAUGAAACCAGAUCCUAGAUUAGGAAUUGGUUUAUGUUUUUAUGUAUUAAAAGAUGAAUCUAUGGCCAUUCAAUCUUGGGAAAGAGCCUUGGAAAUUGAUUCAAAUAAUGUAAAGGCUAAAAUUUUAUUAAAUUUAGCUAAAUUUCAUAAAAGUUUUAAUAAUUCUUUAAAUGAUGAAGAAUUUUUAGAAAAUUAUAAAUCAUGUUUACAAGAAUUAUCAUCUAAUUAUAAACAAGUACCUAAUGAUUCAGUAUUAUUAUUAGUAUAUGCAUCAUUUUAUUUCUCAAAGGGGAAAUAUAAUUUAGUUGAACAAGCUAUUAAAAAGAUUGUUAAAUCACUUACUGGAGAUGAAAAUAUAAGUAAAUUUAAUAAUUUCCAUCGUGGAUCUAAAUAUCAAUCAAAUGUAUUAUCUCAAUGUGCAACUUGGUUAGGUAGAGUUGAAUUUGAAAAAUCUGAUUUUACUCAAGCUUCAAAAUAUUUUCAAGAAGCAAUUAAAUUAAAUGAAACUAAUUUAGUAGCUAAAUUAGGGUUAGGACAAUCUCAAUAUAAUCGAGGAUCUACUGAAGAAGCUAUUAUGACUUAUGAAUCAAUUUUAAGAAGUAAUAUGGAUUGUUUAGAAGUUAAUUAUUCAUUAGGAUUAAUAUAUUCAAGACAAAAAUCAAGAAGAAAAAGAGAACAAGCUAUUCAAACAUUAGAAAGAUAUCUUCGAUUAUCCAAUAAUCGAGGAUUAUCAUCUGUUGGACAAGAUAAACGAUUAGCUACAUUAAAUAAAGAACCAGUUGCAUUAAAUGCUUAUUUAAUUUUAAGUAAAUUAUAUGAAUCAAAAGAUCCAAAUCAAUCAUUAAAUUAUUUACAACGAGCAAUUGAAUCAAGAAAAUUAAUUAAUAAAGAUGUACCAUUAGAAGUAUAUAAUAAUGUUGGAGUAUUUCAAUUUUCAAGACAAAAUUAUAAUGAAGCAAUUGAAAGUUUUGAAACUGCUUUAAAUAAAUUAUCUAAUAGUUCAGAUUUUAAAUCAGCUGAUGGAGAUGUUUUAGUUGAAUUAAAAGAUGAUUUAAAAAUUACACUUUGUUAUAAUUCUGCUAGAUCAAAAGAAAUAAAUGAUCAAUCAAGUGCAAUUGAAGCUUAUGAAAAACUUUUACAAGAAUGUCCUCAUUACUUUUCUGCUAAAAUUAGAAUUUUAUUCUUAAAUUGUAUUUCUAAUGAAGAAAUUAGUAAAGAAGAAAUUAAACAAGAAAUUGAAAAACUUCUUGAAAUUAGUGCUUCAGAUUUAGAAAUUAGAUCAUUUUAUGGAUGGUUUGUUAAAAGUUUUGGUAAGAGAGUUGGAUUAAAACCUGAAGCUGAUACUGCUCAUCAAAAGGAUACUUUAGUUAAAUAUAAUUCUCAUGAUUCUUAUGCAUUAUUAUCAUUAGCCAAUAUAUAUUGUAUAAUGGCAAGAGAUGCAAAAAUUGCUCCAGGUGAUGAUAAAAAGAAAAAAUAUUAUAUAAGAGCUAUUGAAUUAUUUGCAAAAGUAUUAUCAGUUGAUCCAAAAAAUGUUUAUGCAGCUCAAGGUCUUGCCAUUACUUAUAUAGAAAAUAAAGAACCAGCUAAAGGUUUAGAAAUUUUAAGAAAAAUUAGAGAUUCAUUAAAUGAUAUAUCAAUUUAUUUAAAUUUAGGUCAUGCAUUAACUGAAACAAAAGAAUUUGGUAAAGCUAUUGAAAAUUAUGAAAUUGCCUUGGGUAAAUUUACUAAUGGUAAAGAUGGAAGAAUUCUUUCAUUUUUAGGUAGAACAUGGUUUUUAAGAGCUAAUUCAGAAAAGAAUCUUUCAUAUUUUAAAACUGCUUAUGAAUAUACUAAACAAGUUUUAGAAGUUUCUAAUAAUCAAAAGAAUUCUCCAAUAAAAUUCAAUUUAGCAUAUAUUCAAUUUCAAGUAGCAGAAUUUAUAACUAAAUUACCAAUUUCUAAACGUAAAGUUGAAGAUAUUGAAGAUGCUAUAAUUGGAUUAAAAGAAGCUAUUGAUAUUUUAAAUGAAUUAUCAUCUGUUGAUGAAAAAUUCCCUCCUUAUCCAAAGGCUGAUUUAAGAGCAAGAGCUAAUUUAGGUACUACUACAUUAUUAAAUAGAUUAAAUGUUUCACUUGAAGAAACUCAAGAAAAUAUUGCUCAAAUUGAAGAGAAAUUACAAGAGGCAAAGAAGAUCAGACUGGAAGCUGAAGCCAUUAAAUUAAAGGAAGAACAAGAAAGAUUAGAAGAAAUUAAAAAGAGAGAAGAAGAAAUGGCUAAAGAAAGAGCCAUAUUACAAGAACAAGCACAACAAUGGGCUGAAGAAGCUAGACAAAAUAUUAUAGUUAAUGAUGAAGAAGAUGAUAAAUUAUUUAAUGAAGAAUCUGCUGCUCGAUCUGACAAGAAAAAGCGUGGACCUGCUAAGAAUGGUAAGGGUAAAGGAAGUAAAAGAAGAAGUAAAAAGAAGACUAUUAUUGAAGAUAGUGAAGAAGAAGAAGAAGAAGAAGAAGCUUCAGCAACUGAUUCAGACGUUGAACAAAAUGGUAAAAGAAAAUUAGAGGCUGAUGAUGAAGAUGUUGCCCCAAGUUCCAAGAGGAAAAAGAAGGCAUUAUCCAAAGAAUUUAUAGAGGAUAGUGAUGAUGAGUUGGACGAUGAUCUCUUUGAUGAAAAGAAUGAUGAAAGCUCAGAAGAUGCUAAUGUAGAUCCUGAACUAGGUGGUGCUACUAAGUGACCACCUACCUACCUAUUUAAAUCGUAUUUAAUUCGUUUAUUAUACUGUACUUAUUAUUAUUAUAUAUAUAUCUAUAUACUCAUAACUCAUUACUGACUAACUAG